CAAUCUCUGGAAGUAGGCGGGGCUUAGCAUAACACCUUUUAUCUUUAAUUAAUUAAGAGAUGUCUACAUCUUUGUGUAGCUCUUGCAGACGAUUAUUACAGUUGUCUGAUGGCUACAUUACUAGAGCCAGGCACACAGUGACUCUGCUAGAGCUUAGAGGGCAAUGGAGGGCUAUUAGCUUCCUGCCAAACAUGGCUGACAAGUUGACAUCAUCACCAAAGAAGAGGAAGGAUUACAGAGAAGAGAAGAUACUGGGCUACACACAGGAGCAGGUGUACAACAUGGUAGCAGACGUCGACAAUUACCACUCGUUCCUGCCGUGGUGUCAGGAGUCAGUCUAUCGGAGGUCAAAGUCCGUUGCCACGCUGGCCAUAGGAUUCCCCCCUCUAGUGGAGCGGUACACAGCCAGUGUGGUGGCAGAACCCCCACAUUCCCUUAAAACGAUGUCAACUGAUGGCAAACUGUUUGCCAUACUGGAGAACUCGUGGUACUUCAGAAGUGGCCCUGAUCUCGACUCUGGACCAACCUGUCUAGUCAACUUUAGAGUAACGUUUGAGUUCCGUACACUCCUCUAUGCCCAGCUCGGCUUCCUAGUGUUCGAUGAGGUCGCUCGGACAAUGUCUGGAGCAUUUGAGGCACAGCUCGGACAGCUGCACGGAGCGGACCACCUCAAGGCACGAGGGGUGAGAGGGAUAGAGGGUCUACGUCAACUACUAGACAAAUCAAAGUCCAGUCAGUUACGACAGCAGGGAAAACUUAUGGAGAUGGACUGAAUUUUUUUAUUUUAUCAAUGUACAGUACAGUGUAUAUAUUAUAAUUAUUAUACUCAUUCAACAUAAUUAUACAGUAUUUUAGCUGUAAAAUGUUAUUACUUUCUGUUAUUUGCAAAAUUAACUGCAUAAUUAUUUAAUAAUUGG
Halichondria panicea is the source of this 917-nucleotide messenger RNA. RefSeq names its product coenzyme Q-binding protein COQ10 homolog, mitochondrial-like. Bases 60 to 773 code for a protein of 237 amino acids. Gene Ontology annotation, biological process: ubiquinone biosynthetic process; cellular respiration. The record is from RefSeq and is a predicted model, not a curated record. Lineage: Eukaryota; Metazoa; Porifera; Demospongiae; Suberitida; Halichondriidae. The transcript has 4 exons. Gene Ontology annotation, cellular component: mitochondrion. Gene Ontology annotation, molecular function: ubiquinone binding.